AUGCUUCAAACCCCUAAGUCCACUACACCAACCUCACCCAUAAUCCUUCCAUACACUCCACAAACCUCUAAACCACAAGCUUUUGAGACACAAGCUCUAGAGAUACCAACUGUUGAAAAGUCUAACUCUGAGCCUCAACCCUCUAAUCACUUAAAUCAGGAACCCUCUGAUAGAGAAAUUCUCUCUCCUGCUCCCUCAGUCUCUUUUCCAACAAAUGUUCCAUUUUCCUCUCCUUCAAAUAAAUCUGAAGCUUCACGCCAAUUCUUUCAACUUGCCAGAGAAAGAGUUUCAGAACUUCCUGAACAUUUCUUAACUGUUCCUAGUCCAAACCGCUACUCUGGACCAAGGCCAGAACCUCUGGAAGCUCCUGAUUUUCCAAUCCAUGCAGUCCCUUUGUCUUCAGUAGCACCACCUCGUCCUCCUUCUCCUCCACCUCCAAAUGAAAACUCUGUCUCUGACCAAUCUCCAAAUCCUGAGACUGAAGUUUCUCAUCCAAACCCUGAGACCAAUAACUCUGAACCCCAAACUGUGCAAAUUGGUUCAUCUCAUGGUGUUUCUGAAGCUACAACUAGCAAUCAUCCCUCUUCACCUGAAACCCAUCUUUCCAUUGUUCCCUAUACCCAACCCAGACCAAACACCCUGCUUGAUUGCAUCAACUUAUUUAAUCAUGAAGCAUCUUUAAGGGUUCUCAAUGUGCAAGGUCGCACUGACCUCAGUGAGAAACCAGACUUGGUUGCUGAAGACUAG
Messenger RNA from Lotus japonicus, 747 nucleotides. RefSeq names its product pollen-specific leucine-rich repeat extensin-like protein 4. NCBI's taxonomy places the organism in Eukaryota, Viridiplantae, Streptophyta, Magnoliopsida, Fabales, Fabaceae. The coding region runs from base 1 to 747 and encodes 248 amino acids. The record is from RefSeq and is a predicted model, not a curated record. The transcript has a single exon.